Messenger RNA from Pelodiscus sinensis (Chinese soft-shelled turtle), 924 nucleotides. The record is from RefSeq and is a predicted model, not a curated record. Lineage: Eukaryota; Metazoa; Chordata; Testudines; Trionychidae.
AUGGAGAAAGCAGAAGGAAGAAACCGAACACCUAUUGCUGAAUUUAUCCUCCUAGGAUUUGGGGAUGUCGGCGAACUGCAGCCUCUGCUCUUCCCCGUGUUUCUGUUGAUCUACUUUGUGACUGUGGCCGGGAACCUCCUCAUCAUUGCGCUCAUUGUCGCUUAUCGGCCCCUUCACACUCCCAUCUCCACCAUCCUGCCCCGGCUGCUGGCCAGUCUCCUGACUGGGGACAGAACCAUCUCUGUUAAGGGCUGCCUGGGGCAAUUUUAUUGGUUCUCUAUCAUGGCAACUACAGAACUUUUGCUGCUCACGGCCAUGUCAUAUGAUCGAUAUCUAGCAAUAUGCCAUCCCCUCCGUUAUGCUGUUCUGAUGAACGGCAGGGUAUGUGCCCAGCUCGUGGCAGGGUCCUGGAUAAGCGGCAUCCUGCUCAGCACCAUAGGAAAUAUAAAUAUUUUCAUGUGGCAAUUAACGUUCUGUGAUUCCAAUGAAAUUGACCAUUUCUUUUGUGAUAUUUCACCCAUUUCAAAGCUUACUUAUGAUGACACCCUGAUUCUGUAUCUGCUGGCAUUUAUUGUCGCUGCCCUGUGGACUCUUGUGCCCUGUCUACUGACUCUGGCAUCCUACGUUUGUAUCAUCAUCAUGAUCCUGAGGAUCCCUUCCACCACCGGGAGGCAAAAGGCCUUUUCCACCUGCUCCUCCCACCUCAUUGUGGUGACACUUUACUAUGGGAUUGUGAUCGCUGUCUAUGUGGUGCCAACUGUUAAUGCUUCCAACGUCCUUCACAAAACAUUCUCCAUCUUCUACACAGUCCUGACUCCCAUGAUCAACCCCAUCAUCUACUGCCUGAGAAACAAGGAGGUCAAGGAUUGUCUGAGAAAAGCCGUUCAUAAAGUGGUUGCCCUUAGAAACAGGCUUGGAAUCUAA